UCAAAACUCACAAGCUAAGCUACAAUCUUAAAUCUCUUUCAUUUAAUUGGCAAAAGAAGAAGCAAAGAUGCUUCCAAUCUUUGGCAAUAAGAGCCAGAAAAUAAAGGGCACAGUGGUUUUGAUGCCCAAAAAUGUUUUGGACUUCAACGCCGUCGUUUCAGUUGGGAGUGGCGGUGUUGCUGGCGCCGUUGGUGGUUUUCUUGACACCGCCACAAGCAUAGUUGGCGGUGCUAUUGACGCUGCUACUUCCUUCUUAGGUCGCAGCGUCUCCAUGCAGUUGAUCAGUGCUACCAAAACUGAUUCAAAUGGAGAUGGGAAAGUUGGAAGCGAAGCGUAUUUGGAUAAACAUCUUCCAACGUUACCAACGUUGGGAGCAAGACAGGAUGCAUUCAGUGUUUAUUUUGAAUGGAAUGCUGAUUUUGGAAUUCCAGGAGCAUUUUACAUUAAGAAUUUUAUGACCGAUGAGUUCUUCCUCGUCAGUGUCACUCUUGAAGACAUUCCAAACCAUGGAACCAUUCACUUUCUCUGUAAAUCAUGGAUUUACAACUUUAAUCGUUACCACAAAAAGGGCCGCAUCUUCUUCGACAAUAACACAUAUCUUCCAACUGCAACACCAUCUCCUUUAGUAAAGUAUAGAGAAGAAGAGUUAAAAAAUCUAAGAGGAGAUGGGACUGGAGAGCGUCAGAUAUAUGACAGGAUCUAUGAUUAUGAUGUGUAUAAUGAUUUGGGCGAUCCAGAUCAUGGUAAUGCUCGCCCAGUCCUUGGAGGGUCUAGCACUCAUCCUUACCCUCGCAGGGUUAGAACUGGUAGAAAACCCACAAAGACAGAUCCUAACAGUGAGCAACUGGGCGAGAUUUAUGUUCCAAGAGAUGAAAAUUUUGGUCACUUGAAGUCAUCAGAUUUUCUCACCUAUGGAAUAAAAUCUUUAUCUCAGGACGUCAUACCUAUGUUCCAAUCUGCGAUUUUUGACUUAAGUGUCACAAAGAGUGAGUUUGAUAGCUUCGAUGAUGUGCAUCAACUCUAUGAAGGUGGAAUCAAGCUGCCAACAAAUAUAAUUAGCCAAAUUAGCCCCUUACCAGUCCUCAGUGAAAUCUUCCGCACUGAUGGUGAAAGUGUCCUUAAAUUUCCACCACCCCAUGUAACCAGAGUUAGCAAGUCUGCUUGGAUGACUGAUGAUGAAUUUGCUAGGGAGAUGGUUGCUGGGGUAAAUCCUUGUGUAAUUCGCCGUCUUCAAGAGUUUCCCCCACGAAGCACUCUAGAUCCCACACUCUACGGUGAUCAAACAAGCACAAUAACAAAAGAACAGUUGGAGAUUAAUAUGGGUGGGGUCACGGUGGAUCAGGCAAUUGGUAGCUUGAGAUUAUUCAUAUUAGAUUACCAAGAUGCAUUCAUGCCAUUUUUGACCAAGAUCAAUAGCUUACCUUCUGCAAAGGCUUAUGCCACAAGAACAAUCUUGUUAUUGAAAGAUGAUGGGACUUUGAAACCACUUGCUAUCGAAUUAAGUAAGCCACAUCCAAAUGGAGUUCAAUUUGGUGCUGAGAGUAAAGUGGUGUUGCCUGCUAUCGAAGGUGUUGAAAGUACAAUUUGGCUAUUAGCUAAGGCUCAUGUUAUAGUAAAUGACUCUGGCUAUCAUCAGCUCAUAAGCCAUUGGUUAAAUACUCAUGCAGUAAUGGAGCCAUUUGUCAUAGCAACCAAUAGGAAUCUCAGUGUAGUUCACCCAAUUUAUAAGCUUCUACUUCCUCACUAUCGUGACACCAUAAAUAUCAAUGGACUCGCUAGGCAAUCACUGAUUAAUGCAGGUGGCAUUAUAGAGCAAUCAUUUUUGCCUGGACCAUACUCUAUUGAGAUGUCUUCAGCUGUUUACAAGAAUUGGGUUUUCACUGACCAAGCAUUACCCGCUGAUCUCAUCAAGAGAGGACUGGCAGUUGAGGAUCCCACUGCCCCACAUGGCCUUCGUCUUGUAAUUGAAGACUACCCUUAUGCUGUUGAUGGACUAGAAAUAUGGGAUGCUAUUAAGACAUGGGUCGAAGAAUAUGUCUCCUUGUAUUACCCUUCAGAUGUAGCAGUUCAACAGGAUAAGGAGCUGCAAGCUUGGUGGAAAGAAGCUGUAGAAAAGGGUCAUGCAGACUUGAAAGAUAAGCCAUGGUGGCCUAGGAUGCAAACUCUUGAAGACCUUAUUCAUUCCUGUUCUAUAAUUAUAUGGACUGGUUCAGCUCUCCAUGCAGCUGUUAAUUUUGGACAAUAUCCAUAUGGAGGUUUAAUCUUGAACCGUCCAACUAUGAGCAGAAGAUUUAUCCCAGAACCAGGAACUAAAGAAUAUGAUGAGAUGGUGAAGAGUUCUCAAAAGGCUUAUCUUAGAACAAUCACACCAAAGUACCAAACCCUUAUUGACAUUUCAGUGAUAGAGAUAUUGUCAAGGCAUGCUUCUGAUGAGGUAUACCUUGGGCAGAGGGACACAGAUUUUUGGACAUCUGAUUCAAAGGCAAUCGAAGCCUUUGAAAAGUUUGGAACUAAGCUGACAGAAAUAGAGGGGAAAAUCACAGGAAGGAACAAUGAUCCAAGUUUGAGAAAUCGUUUUGGACCAAUUCAGUUGCCUUACACAUUGCUCUAUCGUUCUAGUGAGGAAGGAAUGACUUUUAAAGGAAUUCCCAACAGUAUCUCUAUCUAAAAGGAAUGUUUGGUUUCCUUUUUUAUUUUACUUUCCAAUA
This is a messenger RNA of Abrus precatorius (Indian licorice), 2708 nucleotides long. Its product is annotated as seed linoleate 9S-lipoxygenase-like. NCBI's taxonomy places the organism in Eukaryota, Viridiplantae, Streptophyta, Magnoliopsida, Fabales, Fabaceae. Gene Ontology annotation, molecular function: metal ion binding; protein binding; oxidoreductase activity, acting on single donors with incorporation of molecular oxygen, incorporation of two atoms of oxygen. The record is from RefSeq and is a predicted model, not a curated record. Bases 68 to 2668 code for a protein of 866 amino acids. Gene Ontology annotation, biological process: lipid oxidation. The transcript is spliced from 9 exons.